Messenger RNA from Prunus armeniaca (apricot), 297 nucleotides. NCBI's taxonomy places the organism in Eukaryota, Viridiplantae, Streptophyta, Magnoliopsida, Rosales, Rosaceae. The record is from the annotation of a GenBank genome assembly.
AUGACUGUUAGGAAUGUGGUUUCUUGGACCGCCAUUAUUAACGGGUACUUGAACUUCGGUUUGGAUGAUGAAGCUUUGGGUUUGUUUAGUGAUGCUAUUAAUGAUGGGGUUCAACCGAACGGUAAUAUGUUUGUGUGUGUCUUUAAUUUGUGUAGUAAGAGGGUGGAUUAUGAGCUUGGGAGGCAAGUCCAUGGUGGUGUCUUGAAGGGUGGUUGGAGCAACUUGAUUGUUGACAGCGCCGUUGUUAAAUUAUAUGCGCAAUGUGGAGAGCUGUCAAGUGCUUUCCCGCGCAUUUGA